GUACGCCGGCCGCUGCUGCUCCUCGCCGGACGGCACCGGCGGCAUCGGCGCGCUCCCUCGCGUGCAGCGGCCGAUGCGCGCCCUCUCCCUCCCGCUCUCCCUCCCGGGCGGGAAGAGACGACUCGACGAGGCGAGCGGCGGCCGCUUGCUGCGAGCAGUCCCGUCGGCCGCCAUCGCCGCCGCGUCUCUCCGCCGCUCGGGGUGGGCGGCCCCGCUGCAAGGCACCUCUCCCCCAGCCGGCGGCCGCCCCAACUGCGAGUGGGUCGACCUGGCCGCGCCGGCGGCGGAGCGCGCCGUCAGAGCGUACAAGGCCGCGCUCUCGGCGAGCCGCGGCGAGAGAGGCCUCGCUGAGCACGAGCACGACGCGCACGGGCGUGGAGGUCGUGGAGGUCCUCCCGAGCGGUGGCUGAAGCUGGGCAAGGCGCACGUGGACGCGCUCGGUUUGUACGGAAUCGCGAGCGUUGCUCAGGCGAACAGCGGCGACGUCACGCACGUUGCGCUGCACGCUCUCGGCUUCGCCGCCGCCGAGCACGCGGGGUCCCCCCGCUGCCUCGCCGCCGGGGGCGGGCCUGCAGACCUGUCGCCGAGCCUCGCGAUUGCGUCCCUCUCGCCUGCUUGGGCGGGGCUCCAGCACGGCUUGCUCGCCGGCGGGCUCGGCGCCGUGAACGCCACCCCGUCCUCGCCGCUCUACGGCCCCACGGUGUGGGAGUGGGCGCUCUCGGCCCAGGCGUGCGAUGCGGGGUCGGCGAGGCGCGGCGACCGCGGCGCGGCCGUGGACGGGCAGGCUGGCCUCGCGCGCGGCGCCGCGCUGAGAGACUACUCCUCGUGCGUCCACGGGCUCGGCCACGGCUUGCAGAUGGCGGUGGGCGAGGUUGAGCGCUCGGUCGCCGCGUGCUCGCACGGGCCUCGCGGAGCGGAGCGGUGCCAGUGCGCGUCGGGCGUCUACAUGCAGGCCCAGAUGGAGGGGCGGAGAGCCACGAGCUGCGACGCGGCGCCCCCGUACGCAACGCCCGCGUGCUGGCUCCGCCACUGGACGACGGCGCAUGAGCACGCCUUCACCCCCGGGGCGGACCCAUGCGGCAUUGCCUCCACCCCGCUCGGCCGCGCGGCCUGCGCCUUUGGAUGGGCCAAGGCGACCAUGCUGCCUUGGCACCGCCGGAACAACGAGCCGUCCGCCUCCGCGCCAACCAUGCGCACGACGCAGGGCGCCGCCUCCUUCCUCCACUAUUGCGCCGUCUUUCGGCCGCGCGGCGGCGGCGGCGCGACGGACGACCGCGCGUGGCGCUCGUGCCUCUUCGGCGCCAUUUCGGACCUCGCGCGCGAAAAGCGGGCGGGCAUCGAGCUGCUCUCGCGACAAGCGGUGGACGACGGCGCCGGCGGCGCCGGCAAGUGGCGCGUGCUGCGCGCCGCGUGCGAGACCUACUUCCCGCCCGACGCGUCCGCUCUCGGGACGACUGGCGGCUCUGGUGCGGGGCAAGCGCCUCUUUCGGCCGCCGAGCUCACGUCUGUGCGCGCGCUUUGCCUGGACGCGCUCCUGUCGCACGCCAGCUUCGAGUUCUACUCGCCGUGCGGGCUGAAGCUCCUCACGCGUUGACGGCGGGUCCAGCGCGCCUCGCUUGGGCUAGGUCUAUCGGCGUGGAGUGCCGUGGCGUUGGGGGACGACGAUAGGUGGCGAAGCGCGUUACAUGUAUCUGCUCUUACCUGAGCGGAGCUCUCUCCUCCCUGUCGCGCGCACGGCCGCCGCACCGGCACGCAGAGCCAUUGCCCACUCUUUCGUAAAAGUAUGUAUGUAUCUAUUACGUGCAUUAG
Molecule: messenger RNA, 1809 nt
Organism: Emiliania huxleyi CCMP1516
Lineage: Eukaryota; Haptophyta; Isochrysidales; Noelaerhabdaceae
Exons: 9
Coding region: 74-1594 (506 amino acids)
Source: RefSeq, a predicted model, not a curated record